This is a messenger RNA of Porites lobata, 3390 nucleotides long. The record is from the annotation of a GenBank genome assembly. Lineage: Eukaryota; Metazoa; Cnidaria; Anthozoa; Scleractinia; Poritidae.
AUGCAGAAGAGAGCCACGAGCAUCGCAGAGUUUUUCCUAGCGAAGAGAUCGGAUCAAGCAGAACAGCUUGAUGGUGGACGAGCGACGCAGGAAUCAUCCAGGUAGGAAGCCAUUUUUCAAUUGAGUUUGUUUUCGGUUUUUACGUUGGGUUUGGAGAAAUAUGUGAGAAAUUCUACUUAUCGUUCUGUUUACUUCUUCCCGCUUUAAUUCCUUUUUUUGAGGCGAAAGAAUAACCAACAGAUUGCUCACUUAUCGUGCUUUUUUAAGUUGGAUGUCUGAUUGUUUUGUUGCAGAUCUUCACAAGAUCCGCCAGCGCCGAGCAAGGCUGGCAGUGAUACGGCGGACAGCCAAGAAAGGUACAGAUUUUUGCUUCGUGGCAAGCAUGAAACUGUUACUAGCAACCCAGAGAAAAACCGCUUAAAACGAAAUCGGGACUGAUGAGGACUACAAAUUAACUAGUUGAUUCAAUGAAACCGUAAUUUCACCACCAUAAUUUCAACUACAUUUUUGACGUGGCUACGUUAACAAUGUCAUGUCUUUUAUUCUGUGUAGGCCUUCUUGUUCCCGCCGGCCGAGGACUCAAAAAAGCAGUCGCACCGAAGCAAGGUAAAUGGUUAACAAUUUUCGUUUACUUCACUUAGUAUUGCCCAACCCCGUGAUCGUUAUUGCGGAUUUGAGACCAUUUUCGAAAUUGAUCGGUUUUUUUGUUGCCUUUUGUUGGCGGGAGUUUAUUUACAUGAUUGAUUGGGUUUGGUUAAGUCAUAUACCCUUGCUUUCCUAUGUACCAACGAAUCUAAAUUUCGUGUAUUUCAAUUUCAACUUCUGCAUAGAAAAUUGGCAGCAAACUAUUUCCUUUUUAAAAUUGGAAUCAAAUCUGAUGAUCAAUGCAGUUUCUGUAAAGAAAGCUCGGAAACUCUUUUGCACCUCUUUUGGGAGUGCCCGUUCGUUAAAUCCUUUUGGAAUGAAAUUAGUAAUUGGAUGACAAAAAGCUCUUGCUUUCGUAAGGAAGAAUUCUCCUUUUUGUCUUGCAUAGGCCUCGUGAACGACACUACAAACCCGCUUUUCCAUCAUGCACUUUUAACUGGGACUUAAAGAAAAACUUCAAAAUGAUCGCUUUGUCGAGAUGUACGGAGAACAGCAAUCGCGCUAACUCCCUAUAAAGGCUCUUUCAGGAUGUUUCUAGGCGGAUAAUCAGUAAUCGUGCGUAGCGCGUGUGUUUGCGUGUGUAUGUGUGCGCGUGAGUAUGCAAAAACUACUCAAGUAGCUUUGGCUACUCUGUAUUAUAUAUCUGGACUGUUAAGUAAUUACUGUAUAGUAUGUAAGUAAUGUAGAUCAGUGACGCAAAUAAUAUAAAUUAAUUAAAAAAAGGGGAGGCUACUAGAGAUUUGUCGCUUCUCAUGUCCUCAUAAAUUUCUUUAGUAGUCUAUUGCAAUUGAAGGUGUCUUUUUGACAACGGGGUUAAACGACUGUAUCUAUUUGCUGUGUAUUAAUGGAUUUCUGUUUUUUUCAGACAGUUUUUUGACCAGGAGGCGAGAGCAGAAGGGACACGAGACGGCCGAAGGUAGGUCAAGCAUCUUUCUUAACAUGCAUAACCCUCGUAUGCGGCUGUGCUGAGGAAUGAGGAAAAUACUUCACAGUAAUAUUUUCCCGCGAAAUCGCGCUACAGAUUGCCGCGAGGGAAGGGAGGAAUCAAGAAUUAAAAACAACGACAACAACAACAUGACUUUAAAAACUUUUUUAAGAGAUCACUUGAGGAGUAUUUGUGAAAGAAAGUUUUUCAAGUUGUCAUCAGCUAUUUCGCCAAUUUUUCCUUCUUUUCGGUGACAUGUGCAUUGACGUAGAAUAGCCCGUACGGGAAUGUUGGUAAGUUUCUAUGUACGUGUUUAUACGACGUUUGGCGUUUGCCGUCAACGCCAUUCUAAAUGAUCUGCUGUCCCUCUGCACUUACAGCGCUGACCACGACGAUGAAGAAGAUGAAGAUGGUGACGUUGAGUCCUCACAGGACAGGGCCUUCUUCGUGGCGGACCAGGAUGUGGUCGAGGAAAGUAGUCAGUCCUUUUAUCGACAACAGGACGCGGCUUCCCUCCAAAGGGACGUCGAGAGUGUGGAGCCAUAUUUCCCCUUGGCAUUCGCAGAAUCCGCCGACCGGCCUCUAGCCUUCAACUUUGACUUGUUUCUGCUAGACAGCCUGUCGUUGCCAAGGCACAUAGUGCCUCGAGAUUCACAGGAGGAGGUGUCCAACGCAGUUUUGUUCGACAACGCUGCCAGCGCUAUCAGCUACUGCACCGAGAGACUGGAAAGAGGGUGGAAAGAUACGCGUCCUGCCGCUGAUCCAACUGAACGGGCAAGUCGCAGACACACCCACCCAAAGGUGAACAAGUGGGAACUCUUUCGCCGUCACAGCGCACGUUUGACCGAGGCUCUAACCAGCGGACAAGCGCCGUUUGAUGCCAAUUUAAACCGCGUUCGCAUGGACAGGUACGUUGCUUAGAGACACUCGUAAAAAGCUAUUUUCUUUUUUUUUUUGGGGGGGGGGGGGUUUAUUCGCGCGAACUGGCGAUAUUUUGUUCCUUUUGUUUCCUAUUUAUUGGCGAUUUUCUAGAAAGUACACAGCAUUGAUAACAUUUUCGUUUAGUAAUCCUACAAUCCUAUGUACACCGUUUCGUUUCCGAAUGAAGGGGGCAAGUUGUAAUUGAACAGACACGAUUGGUUAGUACUUAACUUCUGUGUAGCGAAUUUAAGUUAUAGAGAGUAUUCACCCUGGAGUAGAUUUUACGUGUUUGCGGUAACUUUUAUUUGCGGGAACUUAUUCAGUCGCGGACCGCUGGAAAAAAAACCGCCACACGGUACCCAAUCAACUAAUAAUUUUAACAACAAAAUCUUGAACGGCACACUUACGAAGCCCUGUCUGUUUUGGAACGACUGGUUUGGGGGCGCAAAGCAGGAAACCUAUAGACAAGCCUUUAUGGACUGACCCUACUCUCUUGCUCUCCUAGGUUUGGAAAUAUCAUGAUCUGGGACGCUCCGGCCUGGAGCCUCGCAAGCCCUGAAUUCACGCACGGCUUUCCCAAGCGGCUGAUAGUGCAAGAACAUGGGGGUUUCUUACCGGGGAACAUAACCGUGUCGGCGAAGGCCAGCAAUUUGACGCUGAGGCGACUGGCGGUGUGCGACGUGGCCUGCUUGGUCAGUCAAGCAACGACCGCCGGCUCAGGUCUGAGCAGAGCACGGCUCCUUAACCUCCGCUACGCGGCCAUCAGUUACCAGAGUGGGUCAUUCUGCCCGCAGUACCUGGCUUCCGCCAUGGGAGAGUUUGGCGUAAACUUCGCCACCUUUGAGGCAUUAUCGGCAGACACCUUGGACACGCUUCACGCCAGCCUCAUGCGGGGUUAG